AAUUCACAGGGUAGGGUUUGAGAUUUUUGCGUUAGCAGUGGAUUUGAUUUGAUCGGGUUUUUCUUCGCCCUGAAAUCUCUAAUCUAAGCCAAAAACCAGAGGCCAAUCCCAUCAUCAAUUUCGUCCGUCGUGCAAGAAAGCACGAUCAAGAGUGAAAGAAAACAAAGCUGAAUCGUGACGUGGGUGGGGGGAUUGGAAUCACCAAUCGAGUCAAAGAAAUGGCGAAUUUGUACGUCAAGGCGGUGCCGCCGGUGGAUCUGAACCGCAACACCGAGUGGUUCACGUAUCCAGGGGUCUGGACUACCUACAUCCUCAUCCUCUUCUUCUCCUGGCUACUCGUUCUCUCUAUCUUCAACUGCUCUCCUGGCAUCGCUUGGACAAUCGUCAAUCUCUCCCAUUUCCUAGUCACGUAUCACUUUUUUCAUUGGAAGAAAGGAACUCCAUUUGCUGAUGAUCAGGGGAUCUAUAAUAGGCUUACAUGGUGGGAGCAAAUUGACAACGGAAAGCAGCUCACCCGCAACAGGAAGUUCCUAACCGUUGUACCUGUGGUCCUGUACUUGAUAGCCUCUCACACAACCGACUAUGAACAUCCAAUGCUCUUCUUCAACACUGUUGCAGUAAUUGUGCUAGUUGUUGCCAAGUUCCCUAACAUGCAUAAGGUCCGAAUAUUUGGUAUCAAUGGAGAUCAGUGAGUUGGGCCUGCAUCCUGAAUCCUCCCUCUUGUUCCACUGGUGUAAAAGCCCUGGACUCACCCUCCCUCCGUCAGGCGAGAUAUCCCUGAAUACAAGUCAGAAGACAAUCCAUAUGUAUUACAUUGUGCUUUUUUUUUUCUUUUCUUUUCUUUUACACAAGCUGUUUUUCCUUGGAUAUUAAAGGAAUAAUUGUGUUGGCUAAAUUUGUAUAGUAGAAUAUAUGUUUUGGGUUUGCUGAGGA
Molecule: messenger RNA, 933 nt
Organism: Diospyros lotus (date-plum)
Lineage: Eukaryota; Viridiplantae; Streptophyta; Magnoliopsida; Ericales; Ebenaceae
Exons: 3
Coding region: 219-692 (157 amino acids)
Biological process (GO): intracellular sphingolipid homeostasis; ceramide metabolic process; negative regulation of ceramide biosynthetic process
Cellular component (GO): endoplasmic reticulum membrane
Source: RefSeq, a predicted model, not a curated record